GAUUCCUGAGGUCUGUGGUCCAAACUCAAUCUGCAACAACACUGCUGGGAGUUACAAUUGCUCGUGUAUGAGUGGAUAUAAUGUAACAGACCCGAAUCUCCGAAUAAACAUCAGUAACCCAUGCAAAGAUAUUGAUGAAUGUCUUGACCCGUCAUCAGUGUGUGGGCCAAACGCUUACUGUCACAAUUACAAUGGGAGUUACUCGUGCUCUUGUUGGGAAGGAUAUAACAUCAUUAAUGGAAAUCAAAGUUUAAGUGACAGUAACCCAUGCACUGAUGUGAAUGAAUGUGAUGAGAUACCUGAGAUCUGUGGUCCAAACUCAAUCUGCAACAACACUGCUGGGAGUUACAAUUGCUGGUGUAUGAGUGGAUAUAAUGUAACAGACCUGAACCUCCCUAUAAACAUCAGUAACCCAUGCAGAGAUAUUUAUGAAUGUCUUGACCCAUCAUCAGUGUGUGGGCCGAACGCUUACUGUCACAAUUACAAUGGAAGUUACACAUGUUCUUGUUGGGAAGGAUAUAACAUCACUGAUGUAUCUCAGAAUAUUAGUAACAGUAAUCCAUGCAUUGAUGUGAAUGAAUGUGUUGAGAUUCCUGAGGUCUGUGGUCCAAACUCAAUCUGCAACAACACUGCUGGGAGUUACAAUUGCUCGUGUAUGAGUGGAUAUAAUGUAACAGACCUGAAUCUCCCUAUAAACAUCAGUAACCCAUGCACAGAUGUGAAUGAAUGUGUUGAGAUUCCUGAGGUCUGUGGUCCAAACUCAAUCUGCAACAACACUGAUGGGAGUUACAAUUGCUCGUGUAUGAGUGGAUAUAAUGUCACAGACCCAAACCUUCCUUUAAGCAUCAGUAACCCAUGCAGAGAUAUUAAUGAAUGUCUUGACCCAUUAUCAGUGUGUGGGCCGAACGCUUACUGUUACAAUUACAAUGGAAGUGACUCUUGCUCUUGUUGGGAAGGAUAUAACAUCACUAAUGUAUCUCAAAAUAUCAGUAAAACUAACCCAUGCACUGAUGUGAAUGAAUGUGUUGAGAUUCCUGAGAUUUGUGGUCUAAACUCAAUCUGCAACAACACUGCUGGGAGUUACAAUUGCUCGUGUAUGAGUGGAUAUAAUGUAACAGACCUGAACCUCAAUAUAAACAUCAGUAACCCAUGCACAGAUGUGAAUGAAUGUGUUGAGAUUCCUGAGGUCUGUGGUCCAAACUCAAUCUGCAACAACACUGAUGGCAGUUACAAUUGCUCGUGUAUGAGUGGAUAUAAUGUCACAGACCCGAACCUUCCUUUAGGCAGCAGUAACCCAUGCAGAGAUAUUUAUGAAUGUCUUGACCCAUCAUCAGUGUGUGGUCCGAACGCUUACUGUCACAAUUACAAUGGAAGUUACACAUGUUCUUGUUGGGAAGGAUAUAACAUCACUGAUGUAUCCCACAAUAUUAGUAACAGUAACCCAUGCACUGAUGUGAAUGAAUGUGAUGAGAUUCCUGAGAUCUGUGGUCCAAACUCAAUCUGCAGCAACACUGCUGGGAGUUACAAUUGCUCGUGUAUGAGUGGAUAUAAUGUAACAGACCUGAACCUCCCUAUAAACAUCAGUAACCCAUGCACAGAUAACAAACAGUUUUUCUAA
Paramisgurnus dabryanus is the source of this 1618-nucleotide messenger RNA. The record is from RefSeq and is a predicted model, not a curated record. Lineage: Eukaryota; Metazoa; Chordata; Actinopteri; Cypriniformes; Cobitidae.